Ctenocephalides felis (cat flea) is the source of this 1062-nucleotide messenger RNA. RefSeq names its product TBC1 domain family member 7-like. Gene Ontology annotation, molecular function: GTPase activator activity. The record is from RefSeq and is a predicted model, not a curated record. NCBI's taxonomy places the organism in Eukaryota, Metazoa, Arthropoda, Insecta, Siphonaptera, Pulicidae. Gene Ontology annotation, biological process: activation of GTPase activity; negative regulation of TOR signaling. The coding region runs from base 1 to 894 and encodes 297 amino acids. The transcript is spliced from 6 exons.
AUGGCGACCGACGAACGAAAUUUCAGACUUUUUUAUUAUGAAAAAGUAGGUUUCAGAAGUGUUGAAGAAAAGAAAUCCUUAGAAAUUUUGUUAAAAGAUAAACCGUUGGAUAAAGUUAAGCUGAAACAGUUUUGUUUGAGAUUCACUGUGCCUGGGGUACACAGGAACUAUGUGUGGAAAAUUAUUCUUGAUGUGAUACCAGUCUACGCAGAGUCUCAUUCUUUUGUAAUGUCUCAACGAGAAGUGCAGUACAAUGAUUUACUACAUGCUUUAAAAGUUAUGAGAAUUGUUGAUAGCAAUACUUCGAAACCAAGAUUGUUUAUAGCUAUGUGGCUGUUGGAGACGAAUAGACUGUAUUUUGAUUUUAACAUACAGAAAGAGAACAGCAGUUUAGUGGCUAUAUGUGAGGCUCUGCUUCAAGUUUUCAAUAGUGAUGCGGAGGUAUAUUGGGUUGCCAAAGGCUUUUUCCAAUUCUCCGAACAAAUUCAAUGUGAUAUUCCAAAACAUAGUGAUAAUGUCGUCAGACUAAUUGAGAAGGAGGAUAAUGAGUUAUAUAAACAUUUACAAACAAUAAAUGCACUGACAGGACUGCCGAUAUCAAACUGGUUAAAAUGUUGUUUUGCUGGAGUACUGAACGAAGCAGCUCUUGUCAAAAUUUGGGACAAAAUGUGUGGUGGUUCCAUAAAAAUUCUCGUAUUUGUGGCUGUGGUUCUUUUUACAAAUUUGAGACGCUCAUUAUUGAGAUGUAAUGAUUUGGAUGAAGUCAUAUCUUGUUUGGGAAAUAUAACAGAAGAAACUGCAGAAAUCAUUGCAAAUAAAGCGAUUGAGCUUUGGCAACAGAAUGGAACUCCAAUGGAGACAUCACAUUUGCACCAAAGUAAUAAACCAAAGUAAUUGGAUAAAUUAAGAUACAGUAUGUAAAAGUAUAUGCAUGUUAAAAUUUUAUAGUCUAUUGAUCUAUUUACAAGUGAUAUUCGUAUGUAAGGUCUUAACUUGCACUAGGUUUUAGUGGCAACUUGCCUUAAGAAAAAAUCUGGUGUUUUUCCUAAUAAACUAAUUAAA